Molecule: messenger RNA, 1305 nt
Organism: [Torrubiella] hemipterigena
Lineage: Eukaryota; Fungi; Ascomycota; Sordariomycetes; Hypocreales; Clavicipitaceae
Source: the annotation of a GenBank genome assembly
UGCCCACUACGACUCGCCUCCAUCACCACAACUACACCUCACAGUCUGCCAUUGAUUGGUCGCCAACGAAAAUCCGCAUAAUUAAUCAGCUCUAUAUCCAUCAAUCAAUCUACUUCACACGAUAGUACCACGCCCCCGGCGACAACAACACGCUACAGGAGCUUAGCCCUUUCGCAACACACAUCCGCACCAUGGGCUCCGGAGCCUCAAAGGCGGCGCGUAGCGGUGCUGCGCGUCAAUAUCCAACUCGCGCGCCUGGCGCUGCUGCACAGACUGUAGGGCAGACUGCGAGAAGGGCCACAGCCCCUCCAACGGUAGGCGAGGUGCCACAGAAUGAAGCGCCCCAAGCCGACAGUAUUGAUCCCGAUUACAUGCCCGGAGGCUUUUCGAAACGCUUAAACGAUAUGGGUGUUGUUACGCCAAACCCUACAUUCUCGCCGUCGUCGAGAGCUGGUGGUCCGCCAUUAGAGCAUGUCGAUAUGCCUGCAGGGCCGAUGUUCCCUCCCUCGCGAAGAAACCCUACGCUAUCCGUACUAGAUUCACGCCGAGCGUUGCAAAAGUUGGCAGAUGAGGAUCUGGAGGAGAUGAACAGGCUGGGAAACAAAGCUUCCAGGCGAUUCAUGGAUACAAGAACGCUGGUAGAUGCUCUCGAGUUGAUGGGUAGAGGGCAAAACCCAAGAGACGUGGAGAAGAGGUUUGGCCUAAAGGAAGGCUUGUUGGAUAAACUGGGUAAAAGCAAUGUCGUCGAGCACAUUGCUCGAUAAGACAAUGGACACUUCACCUAAAAGAAGCUGUAGAUCUGUACACUAGUAAUGGCUGAUUAUGAUGUUUUGUAUUUAUUAUAUAUUUCGGUGAUUUGAGCCGACAUUAGUUGUAUAAAAGUAGAACAUAAGAUACAAAUAAAGGAAACAUUCAACUAUGUGUGAAGCCCCAACUAUGCCAGAAAAGAUUGUCAUUACGCGUGCGCCGCUUUUGAAUGUUAAAUGCUUGACCUGUCGUCGACUCCAUUACCAGGCAGCGUGGCCACCAUCAAUGCGGAGAUCAGCACCGGUCAUGAAAGAAGAGGCGUCGGAGAUGAGGAAGACAGCAGCACCGCGGAACUCGGGAGGGUCAGAGAUGCGGCCAAGCAUGUUUUCGCCAGCCCACUUGGCCUUGCGCUCGGGGUAGACGUCGAAGAGGUUCUGAAGCAUCUCGGUCUGGAUGUAACCGGGGGAGAUGGUGUUAACACGGAUGCCGUGCUCGCCCCAUUCGGCGGCGAGAGAGCGACCAAGCUGCAGGACGGCGGACUUGGAAGCAUUGUAAACG